UGGACGGGCCAGGAAGGAUAGGAGGGGACACUGGCAUCUUCUCCGUCCCCUCCUGCUCCCACAGGAUACACGGGGUUCAGGGGUCGCCUCUAACUUCCCAGGACAGCCAACCAUGGAGCCCGUGGGCAGGAAGCGCAGCAGGAAGGCUGCCGAGGCUCAGUCGGAGGCUCAAGUAAACACAGCCCAAGGGGCCACGAAAGAAAGUUCAGGGGUCGCCUCUAACUUCCCAGGACAGCCAACCAUGGAGCCCGUGGGCAGGAAGUGCAACAGGAGGGCUGCCGAGGCUCAGUCAGAGGCUCAAGUUAGGGCCGCCUCGGCGAAGAAGCAUACAGGAAAGGAUCCAGUCAGUGAUGAAUGUGAGGAAAGAAACCCUUUUACAGAAACAAGGGAGGAAGAUGUAACUGAUGAGCAUGGGGAAAGAGAACCUUUUGCUGAAACAGAUGAGCACACGGGGAUUCAUACCAUGGAGCUAGAAUAUAUUGCAGCUGACAUUAAAAAGGACCUUGCUGCAAAAAGAAAAACGAUAAAAAUAGAUAAAGCAGCUUACAGGAAAACCAAGAACACAAUUGAACGUGCUUUGAGAAAAAAACAACUAAAAAGGCAGAAACGUGAUUAUAGACAUACUCAGAAGUUGCUGAAUGUCCUUAAAGAAUACAUCGCAGAGAAGCAGAAAGAUGAUGAAGCAGAAGAAGCAGAAGCAGCAGAAGCUGCAGCAGCAGCAGCAGCAGCAGAAGCAAUAGUAGAAGAGGAAGAGGAGGAAGAGAAGGAGGAGGAGGAGAAAGGAGAAGAAGAAGGAGAAGAAGAAGGAGGAGGAGGAGAAGAAACAGAAGAAGAAGAGGAAGAGGAAGAAGAACUAAUUGAAGAAGAAGAGGAAGAGGAAGAAGAAGAACUAAUUGAAGAAGAAGAAGAAGGAGAAGGAGAAGAAGAGGAGGAGGAAGAGGAAGAAGAAGAAGAACUAAUUAAAGCAUUUCAAGAAAAACAGAAGAGGUGGCAACAACCUACAAGUAUUAGGAGCUGGAGGCUGAAAGAGAUGAAGCCGCCACUUGAGCAAUUCAUAAAGGCUACCAAGGAUGCCAAAGACAAUUAUUACAUCAUUUCUUCCGAUGAAGAAAGUGAACUUGAUAACUAGCCGUGUUUUUAAAUAAAAUCGUGUCAGAACUCUUUUGGAAGAGUUGGCGCUUCAUUGUCUCUUCAGCCUCUGUUAUUCUGAUGACUGAAGAAAGAACUUGAACCUAUGUUAUAUGAUACAAGCACAGCUUGAGUACAGUAAACUACAUGACAGUGUUUUGAUAAUUGUUGUAUAAAUCAGUAUAGCUCCUCUGUCAUUUGUCUGUUAAAUGCCAGACCUCGUUUCUAUGAUCUGUUGAAUGAAUCCUAGACACUUCUAUGAGAAAGCAGGGAUUGCAUAGUUAUGUACACGGUCAAUUUAAUUUUAACAUUAAAGAUAAUUUAGAUUUCGAUUUGGCCUCUGUGGAUCUGUAUCAGUUCCAAAAAUGUAGAAAGCAUAGGCAUAGAAAGUACAUUUUUCUCUAAUAAAAGAAGACAAAACCUGCUGGGUGUGGUGGCUCACGCCUGUAAUCCCAGCACUUUGGGAGGCCGAGGGGAGUGGAUCACUUGAGGUCAGGAGUUUGAGACCAGCCUGGCCAACAUGGUGAAACCCCAUCUCUACUAAAAAUACAAAAAUUAGCCAGGCAUGCUUGCAUGCACCUGUAGUUCCAGCUACUCAGGAGGCUGAGGCAGGAGGAUCUCUUGAACCCGGGAGUCGGAGGUUGCAGUGAGCCAAGAUUGUGCCACUGCACUCCAGCCUGGGGGACAGAGCAAGACUGUGUCUCAGAAAACAAGAAGACGACGACAAAAGCUAUCCUAUCUAUGCAUUCUUUUGUAUUUACUCAUUAGGAUAAAGAGGCAAUUCCAAUGAAAGUAGGAAUUCAAAAAAUAGAUACACUCUAUGGCCGUAUCAAAAUUAUUAAAAAUACCUUAACAUCUGUGUUCUUGAAAAAAUUAAACUACUAUAAAUAAUUAAGGCA
Molecule: messenger RNA, 2027 nt
Organism: Symphalangus syndactylus (siamang)
Lineage: Eukaryota; Metazoa; Chordata; Mammalia; Primates; Hylobatidae
Gene: FAM9A
Product: family with sequence similarity 9 member A
Biological process (GO): spermatid development; meiotic cell cycle
Cellular component (GO): synaptonemal complex
Source: RefSeq, a predicted model, not a curated record